UUUACCACUUCUAAGUUCAAACAGCUAUUCGCUUUUCCUCACAGAUCUCUCAUUAACCAAAUCUUCUUUAAUUAAUUUUAAAAAUUUAGUCAAGUAAUGGGUGAGCAAAAAGGAGCUAAGCCAGAAGCUGAGAAGAAGCCCGCCGCCGAUGCCGGCGCUAAGAAAGACGACGGCAAGAUUAUCUUCGUUUACAAGAUUGAUAUGCAUUGUGAAGGUUGUGCCAAAAAGAUUAAACGCUCUAUUAAACAUUACGAAGGUGUGGAAGAUGUGAAGACUGAUUGUGGAGCCAACAAGUUAACGGUGAUUGGCAACGUGGAUCCUGCCAAAGUCGGGAAUAUGUUGGCCGAGAAAACCAAGAAGAAAGUCGACCUAAUUUCUCCUCAGCCUAAGAAAGAUGCCGCCCCUGCCGCCUCUGGCGGUGGUGAUAAGAAACCCGACGCUGAGAAGAAACCUGAGGAGAAAAAAGAAGCGAAGAAAGAAGAGAAAAAUACUCCAAAAGAGAGUACGGUGGUUUUGAAGAUUAGAACACAUUGCGACGGCUGCAUUCACAAGAUGCGAAAAAUUAUCUUGAAAGUACAUGGAGUUGAAUCAGUGAACGUUGAUGGAGCUAAAGAUUUAGUAACAGUAAAAGGCACAAUGGACGUGAAAGACCUCGUUCCUUAUCUUAAGAAUAAGUUGAAACGCAAUGUCGAAGUGGUUCCGCCUAAGAAAGACGACGACGGUGAGAAGAAAAAAGACGGCGGGGAGAAGAAAGAUGCCGGCAGUGAUACUAAAGAGAAAGGAAAAGAAGCCCCUGCUGCUGCCGGAGGCGAGAAAAAAGAAGGCGGAGAGAAGAAGAAGGAAGGCAGCGGCGGAGAGAAGAAAGAAGGAGGUGAAACGAAGAUGGAAGUGAACAAGAUGGAGUAUCAUGGGUACGGGUAUCCUCCACAGCCAAUGUAUUGGUCGGAGGGACACGUGUAUGACGGUCCGAGUUCGAGUUAUGUGGCGGAAGGGUAUCAUAAUCACCACCAUAACGAGUACGGAUACAUGAAUCAAGGGUACAUGUCUCAUCCCGGGUAUGUUAAUCAAGGGUAUUUGAUGGACCCGCGGCAUCCCCUUCACGCACCUCAGAUGUUCAGCGACGAGAAUCCAAACGCCUGCUCCGUCAUGUAAGACGGUGGACGAUCAACAAAAA
Messenger RNA from Hibiscus syriacus, 1174 nucleotides. RefSeq names its product heavy metal-associated isoprenylated plant protein 6-like. The record is from RefSeq and is a predicted model, not a curated record. The transcript is spliced from 5 exons. Bases 97 to 1152 code for a protein of 351 amino acids. Lineage: Eukaryota; Viridiplantae; Streptophyta; Magnoliopsida; Malvales; Malvaceae. Gene Ontology annotation, molecular function: metal ion binding.